AUGAUUGGAAACCGACCAUGGAUGCGAAUAAAUCAGUGUGAGAUGACUUAUAUGUAUCGUGUUAUGAACUUCAUGCGCAUUAAUAUUGGUCUCACAAAAUUGAAGCAUGAUCAAACCGAAGAUAUUAAAUAUCUGUUUUCGAAUGAUUUUAGUGGUUACUCGACGAUUUUAUAUGGUGAAGGGGAAUAUGCUCGCAAUUACAUGAGGACCAGACAGGUUAGUGGAAUUCCUAUCAUUUUUGUUCCUGGCAGUGCUGGUUCUUCCAAGCAAGUUCGUUCUCUAGGGUCAAUACUCCACAAUAAGACCGAGAGUAGGAAUUUACCGUUCACAUUCGAUGUCUUUGCCAUUGAUUUUAACGAGGAGUUGUCAGGUCUGUCUGGUAUGUAUUUGGAACGGCAAAUCAAAUAUCUCGAUUUGGUGGUAAGACAUAUAUGGACCAUGUAUUCACCCCCACCUCAUGGUAUCAUAUUUGUUGGUCAUUCAAUGGGUGGUAUUGUUAUACGAUCGCUGUUGCAUAACAUUCGUUUCGAUCCUAGCCGAAUUGCAUUUAUUGUAACUUUGGGGACACCGCACAAAAAUGCACCAAUGGUUUUUGAUUGGUAUUUGGAAAAUAUUUAUGACCGAAUGCAUAAGAAUUGGAGAGAGCAUGAAAAAAAAUUGGCCAGUCUCUUAGUCUUAUCAGUUUCGGGUGGUUUGAAAGAUCAUCUUGUGCCAGAACAUUUUACUCUUGAUAAUGGUGUUCGCCAUAUUUCGACUACCGCUAUUGAUGGCAUUGAACUAGAGACCGAUCAUCUUUGUAUUGUUUGGUGUAACCAGUUGCUUAGGUAUAUCUCCCGCCUGGUGGUUGAAUAUGCUUACGAUCCAAUUUCGUUUCAAAAACAUGCUGAUAACAUUGUUAAGCAACUUUUUGAUGCCGAUGGGCUUUUUCGGGAGCUAACACGUAUGAAAGUUGGUACAAGUACUGCGAUUGUCAUCAGGAAUGAUUUGAUCUUUGUAAAAAAUAAUGGUGGAGAUCUAAAAGAAUUCGUCUUAUCAUUUCCAAAGAACAGCUGGUUGUUCAUUGAAAGAAGUAUUGGGAGUUCGUUAUGGACAUCAUCCGGAGAACCUAUUUAUAAUUUGAACAGUUUGCGACAAACGUUUUACACACUUGUACAUUCAAAUGUUACAGAACAGAUUUCGGUACAUCUGAAACCUGGAAAGUUUUUUAAAGCCGUUGCACUUCAAGAGGAUCCUGAAAAGUUUAACUCUGUUGUGCAUAUUGAAUUACUGUCACUACUGAAAGGUUGCUUCACAUUUUUAUGGGAAGCCAACUUUGAAGAGCGUGCAUCUGCUGUGUUAUUGCCAGUUUAUUUCGGAACUCCAGUUAUUGCCAUUGUUAUAUCAAUUGAAUUAGAAUCAUGUAUGCGUACAAAUGAAUGGUUCGCGAAAGUUGAGUUCCGAGGUCAGGAUCUACGACGUAUAAGCAGUCUUGGUUCAAAUAAGGAACUUCAUGUAAUUGGGCAUUUGCUUAGUAAGGAAGAAACAAAGGCGGAAAUAUUUUUCAUAUUAAGUCAGCGCUGCCGCUUCCAUGCACGCCUGGAUAUCAGUUAUUUAGAUACUAUGAUUGUGAUGCUUCGAAUGUAUGGAUCCAUCAUCCCUUACAUGUUAAGUAUAUAUAUCCUCAGUACAUUGUCGAUUUGCACUUUAACUGAGGAAUAUUAUUCGAAUAUCCGAGAUUGCAAAAUAAUAUGCCUUGUCUUGAUUUGUCACACAUCCAUGAUUUAUUGGAGUAAUUUAGUUGAUUGGUUUACUCUGUUGAUCUCGUCUUUGCUGAUUUCAUACUUUACUUAUGUUAUUCAGAAACUAACAGAUUUAUUUAUUCGACUAAUGAAGAACAGGUAUUCAGAAAGAUUUGUGAAAUCGACAUGUUUUGACUUGAAUGGAUUGGCAGUUGUUGCAAUAUCAUUAUUUAUAAAUUAUUCAUACAACGGUUUUUUUGCGUUGUUAAUAGUAGUCCUGUCCAGUUUACUGCAACUUCUGAAGACAGCGAUUUCUUUAAAGACUGUUAGUCUUUCUAGUUUCUCGCAACCAGUUAUAUUGGUUAUUUUCCAUUUUUAUGCAAUUUUGGUUUAUACUCCAUUUGGUGUCUGUUCACUAUGGAAUAUAAUUAGAUAUGGUUUAUUUGCUGUUUAUGAAGAUCCAGCUCGUGUGCCAGCAUACUGGAUGGCUUUCUUGAAGCUUAUUCGACUUUCGGUGGGCAAAAUCCACUUCUUCAAAGCACAUUACAUUUCUGUAGCUGUUUUAAUGUAUACCUUCCUCACCCAACCGUCUACAUGUAUUGAGCAGCUGGGUUUUUCAUUCAUUGCAAUAAUUGGACUCAGUUGGUUUGUGACUCAGAGCGAAAAAAAGUCAAAAGAGGAGCAUUAG
Messenger RNA from Brugia malayi, 2406 nucleotides. RefSeq lists its product as uncharacterized. The coding region runs from base 1 to 2406 and encodes 801 amino acids. Gene Ontology annotation, cellular component: endoplasmic reticulum. NCBI's taxonomy places the organism in Eukaryota, Metazoa, Nematoda, Chromadorea, Rhabditida, Onchocercidae. The transcript has 15 exons. The record is from RefSeq and is a predicted model, not a curated record. Gene Ontology annotation, biological process: GPI anchor metabolic process; endoplasmic reticulum to Golgi vesicle-mediated transport. Gene Ontology annotation, molecular function: phosphatidylinositol deacylase activity.